Messenger RNA from Parathielavia appendiculata, 1160 nucleotides. RefSeq lists its product as uncharacterized. NCBI's taxonomy places the organism in Eukaryota, Fungi, Ascomycota, Sordariomycetes, Sordariales, Chaetomiaceae. Bases 123 to 728 code for a protein of 201 amino acids. The transcript is spliced from 2 exons. The record is from RefSeq and is a predicted model, not a curated record.
UCAUCGAUCUGCAUCGCCCGUUGCUCGUUUUAAACAUGCCUCUGCUUUCCACAGGCAUCUGUUGCCGUUUACUUCCACUCUGAAAAUCCACACGCAAAUACACAACCAGCACACCCAUUACAAUGCCCACGCGAACCCCCAACAAACCGGAAGCCCACCCGGCAAGUAAACCCAACCCCAUCCGCAACCUUUCCGAGUUCGCCGUAGCCGACACUCCCGGCACGUCCGGGCCAGAGUACGCCGCAGCAGGAGACUACCUCCAAGCCCGAUUCGCGCCCAUGAGCCCUCCUUCCCAACAACAACAAUCUGCCCAGAACCAGAACCAGACGAACCAGACCCAACACUGCAGCGCCUCGGCAGAAGAACAAGAAGGCGGAGGGAUGCCGACGGCGCUAGAGCGCGGCGUCCGCGGCGGGUCCGGCCCGGUAGACGACACGGAGCGGCGCGCGACGCGGUACGUGAGCGUCGGGCAGCAAGACGUGGACGGCGAUGGCGAGACCAUCCCGAAGCAAAACGAAAACGUGGAUGCCGACGGCAGGAUGGGCGAUGUACCGUACGCCGAGGGCAAGGUCGCAAAUGCGGUUGAGCAGAAACAUGGGACGCAGCGUGUGUCCGGGUCGUCGUCGUCGCCGGGGUUUCUUCACGGCGGGCCGGAAUUUCAGCGGUUGCAUGGGCGCGGGAGGGGGGAGGUCAGCCUUGAUGCCGGGGAGGCGGAUUUGGAGAGGUGAGUUUCGUCCUGAGAUGAAGUGAGGAUGGAAGGAAGGAAGGAAGGAAAGUAGAGGAGAGAGUGUGUGACUUGCUGACAUGACUUGGGUGGUGGAACAGAAAGAAGCAGCAGCAGGCGGCUGCGAGGAAGCAGGUUAUGGAUGCGAGGAGGGGGGGAGAGGAUGUGGAUGGACGGGGGACCGCUGGGCCGAGCGGGCGGCAGCCAACGCCAGAGGUCUGAUUUGAGUUCUCUUGCAUACCGAGAAGGGACCAAAAAUGGGGUUGUGACAGUUGGAUCGUCUCCUGGUUGCUGAAGGACGAUCGGCUCCGAGGUACGCCAGAGCUAGAUGGAAUGGUGGUAUUAGGGGCUUGAGUAAUGAUGUUGUAUCUAAGGAAACGUAAGGGGUAUCCUGACGCCUGCUCCCACCUCAAUGCAACCUGCAUGCCUGUCCCUA